Molecule: messenger RNA, 2383 nt
Organism: Arachis ipaensis
Lineage: Eukaryota; Viridiplantae; Streptophyta; Magnoliopsida; Fabales; Fabaceae
Gene: UBP24
Product: ubiquitin-specific protease 24
Biological process (GO): protein deubiquitination
Cellular component (GO): cytosol; nucleus
Molecular function (GO): cysteine-type deubiquitinase activity
Source: RefSeq, a predicted model, not a curated record
CAAGUUGCUCACCAUCGCAAGCACAAGUUCAAGAGAGGCAGAGGCAGUGCUUAUUCUUUUCACAAUCGCAAUUCACAACCCUAACCCUAAAAACUAAAAAAUCCAUCUCAUCUGAAUCAGAAUCAAAAUCAAAUUCAAAAGAUAAAUAAGAUCAGAUCUUUCUAUCUCCCUUAUCUUAUGCUUGUCGAUGCACCGUCGUGGAACUACAAAAGCUGAUUUGGGGAGGAGGGUUCCGUUAUUAAAUGCUCUCUCUCUUCUCUUUCUGUUUUUUCUUUCCCUUGUUAAUGUCUUCAGUCACCGCCACUGCUCCUUCAGGGUCUACAAAAACCCUACUUUUUGAUCUUCAUCACACUUUCUUCAUACCUACGCUCCCCUCCCUCUUUUCUUAUACUUCUAAUUUUCCAUCCACCUUCAGCUUUUUAGGUCUGCAACUUCCGUCGCGUGAUCAACAUGAGUGAUUCUAAGGUAUUUCUAUUUGGGUCUUUUACAGAAGAUGAAACCAGAUCAUUGUUGCAGAAGCAGUCUUCUACUCCGGUUAAAGAUGAAAAGCCUGUAGAGAAGAGCCCGCUGCAAUUUGGUUCUCUGAAUGCUGUUAGUGCCAAAUCAAGUGACCCCAGAAAUUCAUCAAAAGCACCAACCAGUUCUAAUGUCUCCCAUUCUCAUAAGUGCAAUGGAGUGACAAUUGUCGGUAUUAGUUUACCUGGAUCAUCAGGUUCUAUCAAGGAGAAUGGCAGCAGUACCAAUUACCCUAUUGUCUGUUCGAUACUCGGCAGUGCAAACAUAGUUAAGGCGGAUAGUGUGUCUUCUGUGCCAUUGCUUGAUGAGGAUGGACCCACGAACAAGAUUGCAAAUUUGAGCCUGGAUGCUUCUGAGGCUGGAAGCCUGAAUAAUGUGUGGAAAAAUGAUGGUGGCCAUAAUGAUUCUGUAUCAAAAUUAUUUAAUCAAGAUUCCAAAAAGACACCUAACGGGCAUAUUGUGUCACGAGUUAAAGAUUUACUGCCUCGGGGCCUAAUAAAUUCUGGAAAUCUAUGCUUUCUCAAUGCAACUGUGCAGGCUCUCUUGUCCUGUUCUCCUUUUGUUCAACUUCUGCAAGACUUAAGAACUCGCAACAUUCAGAAGGUUGGCUAUCCCACAUUGACGGCAUUCACUGAAUUUCUAUCUCAAUUUGAUGUGCCAAGCUCAACCAAAUUAAAGAAGAAAGAUACAGAUGCUUUGGAGACUGGAAGGCCAUUCUGCCCAACUAUGUUUGUAGAUGUUCUAAAAAAGUUUUCUCCGGAUUUGCCAAAUGUCAUGUCAGGAAGACCAAGGCAGGAAGAUGCUCAGGAAUUUUUGAGCUUUGUAAUGGAUCAAAUGCAUGGUGAAUUGUUGAAGCUUGAGGGACAGUCUUCAAGUCUUAAUGGUAGCAAAUCAUCUCUAGUUUCUUCUGCUGAAGAUGAUGAAUGGGAAACCGUUGGGCCGAAGAAUAAAUCUGCUGUAACAAGGACUCAGAGCUUUGUUCCAUCAGAAUUGAGUGGAAUUUUCGGAGGACAACUCAGAAGUUUGGUGAGAGCUAAAGGGAAUAGAGCUUCAGCCACUGUUCAACCAUAUCUCUUGCUCCAGCUUGACAUUUAUCCUGAUGCUGUCCACACAAUUGAGGAUGCACUUCACCUGUUUUCUGCUCCAGAAACUGUUGAAGGCUACCGAACUACACUCACUGGAAAGCCUGGCGUUGUGACUGCAAGAAAAUCUGUACACAUUCAGACACUUCCCAAGAUAUUGAUAUUGCACCUGGUGCGUUUCGGUUAUGGAAGCCAAGGAAGCACUAAGCUACUUAAGCCUGUUCACUUCCCUCUAGAGCUGGUAUUGGGUCGAGACUUGCUUGUUUCGCCAUCUACUGAGGGUCGAAGAUAUGAAUUAGUUGCCACGAUUACUCACCAUGGAAGGGAGCCUUCAAAGGGGCACUACACUGCCGAUGCCCUAUACCCUAAUGGUCAGUGGCUAAGAUUUGAUGAUGCAUCUGUUAUUGCCAUUGGAGCAAACAAGGUGCUGCAUGAUCAGGCAUAUGUCCUUUUCUACAAGCAGUUGUGAACCAUGUACACACAUUGUGAAGGAGAACAUGGGAUGAGAACAAUGAUUGCUGUUCUAUUUGUGACUAAUGUAUUGCAUGGAGAAGAUUUGAGAGUGAUUUUAUUUUUGAGCUGGUUGGUUGGUGUCAUCAGGGGUCAGAUUGCUUCUAUGCUGCCAUGAAUGAAGAUUAAUUGUUGUAAUAUUCUUUUUUUUUUUCUUAUUCUUACUAGAAAGUUUUGUAGUCCUAGUUUAGGACAUGGGCACAUGUAUUUAUAAAUACUAUAUAUUGUAGUCUUGUAAGAAAUUCUGCUUAUUUUUAUACAGUUUCAUUUCAUUU